GGAGAAAUAUUUAGGCGAGCCCAAGGCGGAAUCGAACACCUAAACAAUAGGUUGGUCGAGCUGUUUCAGACGUGUGUUACCAGCAGUGCGCUCAUUUUGAUGGGCUUGAUCAUUCGAUUAACAGGAAUUCUGCUCCUGGUAGCAAUUCUUGAUCAAGUGCCUGAGAUACAGUGUGGAACAACUGAUCUGGUGUGCAGACCUGGCAGCAUUGUGGAGCAAAUUAGGAGGGUAAAAGGAUUCCUGGAAAGCAUGAAACAAUGUGGUAACAACACGGUUCUGCCAGAGCCAGUGAGGCUGCCCAGUACAGCACUUCAGGUGGACCAGUGGAGACAAAAAUCUACCAACCAGAUGAUAAAAGAACUCAUUGCUGACCUGACCACCUUAUCUGUUGCUGUAACAACAGCAACCAAUGGAACACAAUCCAACUGUACCCAGGGCAUACUGCAGCGGGUCAACCAUCACAUCAUAACCAACAGCCAGACUCUACGCAGACUCACUUUCCCGGAGGAUGAACUAGGUCAAGUGUCCCAGAGUUCCAUGGACACAGAGAGGGGUGCAGAGACAAGAAGCCUGGAGAAAUUGUUGGAACGAUAUCUCUUCCUAAUCAGAGGCAAACUGAAGACAUUUGUUACGAUGGCAAAGCCAAGACUGUGUCAGGGAAGAAGGAGGUGACUCUGACACAGAGAUCAAGUGGGUUUGUAGUAGGCCAGGCUGGUCUCUAUCAAGGGAUUAUUAUGUUCAUUGUGGCAUACAUCAUCAUCAGCAUGACCGUCCUCUCUGUCUGUGCUAUCUCCACAAAUGGUGCUCUUGAUGCUGGAGGUGCCUACUAUAUGAUCAGCCGUGCACUUGGACCCGAGUUUGGAGGCAGUAUUGGUAUCAUGUUUUUCUUUGCCAAUGUGUGUGGCAGUGCCCUUUUUGUACUUGGGUUGGUCGAGUCCAUCAUGGACACCUUUGGAAUCUCUCCAGAUAACAUCAGUGCAGACUCCACACAUGUUCUUCCCCGCAGCUACUGGUGGGAGUUACUCUAUGCAACAGGAAUUUUGCUGCUUUGCUUACUGGUCUGCAUGGUGGGGGCCAACAUCUAUGCCCGGGCAACCUUCAUCAUCUUCCUCAUUGUUAUUAUUGUGUUAGCCACAGUCUUCAUCAGUUUCUUUGCUGUAAAGCCUACCUCUGUGCCAGUCCCCUUCAAUGGAUCAUCAGUGUUUGCCAACUUCACUGGAUUUAAACUGUCCACCCUGCAGGGCAAUUUAAUGCCCCACUAUGUAGUGGACUACACCACUGGCGCCAUGAUGAGUUUUGCCACGGUGUUUGCAGUGAUGUUUAAUGGCUGUACUGGUAUCAUGGCCGGUUCCAACAUGUCAGGAGACCUGAAGAACCCCAGUUAUUCUAUCCCUCGUGGCACCAUCACUGCAGUGGUAUUCACUUACAUCAUCUACAAUCUGCUUUGCAUCAUGGUGGCUUGUACCUGCGACAGGCUCUUACUUCAGAAUGAUUACAGCUUCAUGCGUGAUAUUAAUGUGUGGCACCCAAUUGUCACCAUUGGGAUCUACUCAUCCACAAUCUCGGCUGCUAUGAGCAAUCUGAUUGGUGCAUCACGUAUCCUGUAUGCCCUGGCACGUGAUGACCUAUUUGGGAAAGUAUUAUCUCCUGCAACAAAGACAUCAAGUAGUGGGAACCCCUGGGUGGCUGUGCUAAUCUCCUGGUUCCUGGUUCAGUUGGUGCUUUUCUCUGGGAAGCUCAACACAAUUGCUGGCAUUGUCACCAUCUUUUUCCUUCUGGUUUAUGCAGCUGUUGACCUGGCUUGCCUUGCACUUGAGUGGGCAUCUGCCCCAAACUUCAGGCCAACCUUCCGAUUUUUUACCUGGCAUACUUGUCUGUUAGGUAUCGUGGGCUGCGUUGUCAUGAUGUUCCUCAUCAAUCCUAUUUAUGCCUCAGCCAGUAUUGCAUUCAUGUUGCUUCUACUUCUCGUUAUCCACUACAUGUCUCCCACCAGCAGCUGGGGCUACAUCAGCCAGGCUCUUAUCUUCCACCAGGUAAGGAAAUAUCUUCUGAUGCUCGAUGUACGUAAAGAGCAUGUUAAGUUCUGGCGCCCACAGGUCCUGCUUAUGGUGGCCAAUCCCCGAAGCUGCAUGGAGCUCAUAAGUUUCAUUAAUGAUAUCAAGAAAAGUGGCCUGUAUGUUCUGGGUCAUGUGGAGCUGGGAGAUCUAGGCACACUGCCAUCUGACCCGCUGCAGCCACUGUAUGACUCUUGGCUUAUGCUUGUCGAUAAAUUGAACAUCAAGGCCUUUGUCAACCUAACACUAGCGGGGUCAGUACGGCAAGGUGUUCAGCACCUGCUCUGCAUCUCUGGGCUUGGUGGAAUGAGGCCCAACACUCUAGUUCUGGGAUUUUAUGAUGACUGCAUACCACAGGAGGAACACUUGGACACCUCUUCUUCAAUGGAUACCAGUGUAAGUGGAUUCUCUCCUGAGGAUGGCGAGGAGUUACAGAUGAACUUUCCCCCGCUGCGGACAACAACUGAAGGGAAGGCCUUGUCAGGCUUUGAAUAUGUGUCCAUACUGUCUGAUGCUGUCAAGAUGUUAAAGAACAUCAUUCUGGCGCGAUAUUUCUCAAACUUUGACCGCAAGCUUGUCUUGGCACAGAAAUCUGGCCUCUACAUUGACAUCUGGCCCCUGAACCUAAUGAGGCCAGAUAGCAGCAACUAUGUGGAUACAUCUAGUCUCUUCCUGUUGCAGUUGGGCUGCAUUCUUAACAUGGUACGAACUUGGCGCCAUGCCAAGCUGCGGCUGUUUUUGUGUGUUGAAGUAGGUCAUGUAAACGAGGGCCCCAAAGAAAAACUCAAGCAGCUGCUAGCAAAGCUACGCAUCAAAGCUUCCAUUGAGAUGGUACCCUGGGACUCAGUGGUGGCCCUGCAUUGGCAUAAGCAGCUUCCAGAUGCCAACCAGGAGGAGGAGGAGGAAGAGGAAGGUGACUUUGUAAACAGCUUCCCUAGUAAUGCUAUGCGUAUUUCAGAUGAAUACCUUAAGGCAGUCAAUGCCUUGAUCUUAGAGCACUCCUCAGCCCCAGCUGUGCGUUUUCUGUAUCUACCAAGGCCACCAGCUGACACAAGCCUCUACCCCACAUAUUUGCACCACCUGGACCUCAUGACCAGAGGUCUGGGUCCUACACUGCUUAUUCACGGGCUCAGCCCUGUUACCAGCACUGAUCUUUAAAUACAAAAAGGGUGGAAAAGAUUCUUGUUAGUUAUUUUUUACUUGUCUUUUUUGUCACUGGUCAAAUUUUGAGAAGAAAUUAUUUAAUAAAUGACAGUUUAAGUAA
Messenger RNA from Erpetoichthys calabaricus (reedfish), 3318 nucleotides. RefSeq lists its product as uncharacterized. The coding region runs from base 735 to 3212 and encodes 825 amino acids. The transcript has 17 exons. Gene Ontology annotation, biological process: potassium ion homeostasis; chloride ion homeostasis; chloride transmembrane transport. Gene Ontology annotation, molecular function: potassium:chloride symporter activity. The record is from RefSeq and is a predicted model, not a curated record. Gene Ontology annotation, cellular component: membrane. Lineage: Eukaryota; Metazoa; Chordata; Cladistia; Polypteriformes; Polypteridae.